UUCUUUUGCCCUUUUGUCCAUUUUUUUUUUGUCUUCCUUUUUUAUUUACUUUUUCAAAUUGGUCUUUUCAGUCUCUAGUUUCUACCCACUUUCUCUCUCGCUUUCCUGGCGGCCAAAAGAAAAGCUUUACAACACAGAUUCAAUUUUGUUUAUUGGGUUGAGAUUCUGCAGAUUCUGAUUUCCGCCGUUUCUUCGCCUUUCGAUUAAGUUGUAUUUGAGCUAAUACUCGCCGUCAAUGGCGAAUUGGGAACUCAAGAACUGUUGCCAGCACGACCAGGUCGUGUUCUUGGCCUGUGUGGGAGCCUUCACCGUUGUCAUCCUUGCGCUAUGGAGGACUAUACUACUUACACCUUUUAAGCUCAUCACUGUGUUUCUGCAUGAAGCAAGUCAUGCAAUUGCCUGCAAGCUCACUUGCGGUCAGGUAGAGGGAAUGCAGGUUCAUGCAAAUGAGGGAGGGCUGACACAGACACGUGGAGGCAUAUACUGGGUGAUUCUUCCUGCCGGAUAUCUUGGUUCUUCAUUUUGGGGGAUGGCUUUCAUACUUGCUUCGACAAAUCUUCUCACUGCAAGAAUUGCUGCUGGUUGUUUUAUUGUUGCUCUGGUUGUUGUGCUCUUCAUUGCUAAGAAUUGGACACUUCGAGGACUCUGUAUUGGGUUUAUUUUCUUUAUUGCCAUAAUUUGGGUUCUGCAAGAGAAAACAACUGUUCGUAUCCUUCGCUAUGUCAUUCUCUUUAUUGGUGUGAUGAACAGUUUGUUCUCAGUUUAUGAUAUUUAUGAUGACUUAAUAUCUCGAAGAGUAAAUUCCAGUGAUGCUGAGAAAUUCGCUGAGGUUUGCCCCUGUUGUACAGGGUGCGGAUGGGGAGUUAUAUGGGGGAUGAUAUCUUUUGCAUUCCUAUGUGCAUCUUUGUACCUUGGACUUGUCAUAUUAUCAUGAGGUUAAGCAUAUGGCUCGCAAACAGCUUUGGUUUGUCAGGGAGUUUUGCUGUCUUCUUGUUUUGGUGGUUUGUACCAUAGCCUGCUGCAUCAUACACAGCAAUUUCUGUACAGAAAUUAUGCAUUCAUGUAUUUGAUUAUUUGCUCAGAUUUAAUUCUUUAUGAAGGAGGAAAAAAUUGUCAUUGAUCAGUUGAAACAUUUUCUAAUUUCAACUCGUAUUCCUGGGUACCCCGAUAUUUAUAUUGACGAGUGACAUUGAUAAUGAAAACUACGAUUAUUUUUUUAAUGCUUGGGAAUGGAAUAAAUUUUAAAUGC
Messenger RNA from Neltuma alba, 1249 nucleotides. RefSeq lists its product as uncharacterized. The coding region runs from base 236 to 934 and encodes 232 amino acids. The record is from RefSeq and is a predicted model, not a curated record. The transcript is spliced from 10 exons. Lineage: Eukaryota; Viridiplantae; Streptophyta; Magnoliopsida; Fabales; Fabaceae.